Messenger RNA from Closterium sp. Yama58-4, 1215 nucleotides. The record is from the annotation of a GenBank genome assembly. NCBI's taxonomy places the organism in Eukaryota, Viridiplantae, Streptophyta, Zygnematophyceae, Desmidiales, Closteriaceae.
AUGAAGAAGAGGGGGAAGAGCCCCCGCUUGUUCCUGGUCGCGGGAGACGAGGCAUCGCUGGCGGGGAAGGAUUUCCUGCUGAGCAAGGCGGCGGAAGACGUGGCGACGCCGGCGACGAAGAUUCCCCCACUGCGCGGGGCGGCGGAAGACAUGGCAACGAUGGCGACGAGGGAUCCCGUACUGCACGGGGCGGCGGAAGGCGUGGCAACGCCGGCGACGAAGAGUCCCCCACUGCGCGGGGCGGCGGAAGGCGCGGCGUCACCGACGACGAGGGAUCCCCCACUGCGCGGGGCGGCGGAAGGCGCGGCGACGCCGGCGACUAAGAUUCCCCCACUGCGCGGGGCGGCGGAAGGCGUGGCAACGCCGGCGACGAAGAGUCCCCCACUGCGCAGGGCGGCGGAAGGCGCGGCGUUACCGACGACGAGGGAUCCCCCACUGCGCGGGGCGGCGGAAGGCGCAGCGACGCCGGCGACGAAGAUUCCCCCACUGCGCGGGGCGGCGGAAGGCGUGGCAACGCCGGCGACGAAGAGUCCCCCACUGCGCAGGGCGGCGGAAGGCGCGGCGUUACCGACGACGAGGGAUCCCCCACUGCGCGGGGCGGCGGAAGGCGCGGCGUUACCGACGACGAGGGAUCCCCCAUUGCGCGGGGCGGCGGAAGGCGCGGCGACGCCAGCGACGAAGAUUCCCCCACUGUGCGAGGCGGUGGAAGACGCGGUGACGCCGGCCACAACGGGUCACCCACUGCGCGGGAAGAAGGGAAGCAGGGGAUCAACAAGAGGGAUGAGGAAGAGCGGAUCCGCCGUGGAAAAGCGCGAGAGGAAGGCGAAGAACACCGGGAAAGAGAGCUCUCACCUGCAGGACCGCGCGGAGGAGUACGGCGAGGGAGCGGCAGAGGAGAGGAGUGCCGAUCGAAGGCGCGCCAAGGAGGCGGGACAAGUCAAGGGGCACCGGUGGGUGUCUUCCACUCACCUGAACCAAGGCCAGGAGGACACCACGAGUGGGAAGAAAGGCGUGGCGGAGAAGGACGCUACAAAGACAAGGGAAGACGUUCACCGAACGGUUCAACAGCAAGGGAAGGAGGUCGGCUGCGAGAAGAGCGAGAGCGGCAUCAUCAGGGGCGGUCUCCUGCGCAGAGAGAGCGGCAAUGGGGCGAUCAAGAACGACGCAGGGGAGGUCAGGAAGGGUGGAGGAGGAGUCAGAGCCCGAGUGGAAUAA